Linum tenue is the source of this 966-nucleotide messenger RNA. The record is from the annotation of a GenBank genome assembly. NCBI's taxonomy places the organism in Eukaryota, Viridiplantae, Streptophyta, Magnoliopsida, Malpighiales, Linaceae.
AUAGAUAAGUGUUUCCCUGGGAAAGGACCUCUUGGACACAGUUGGUUACAAGGUAUUUACAAGGUGAGGGAGAAGUGGUCAUCGGCUUGGGUGAAUUCUCAUUUUGGUGCUGGUAUGAAGAGCACCCAGUUAAGCGAGUGUUGCAACAGUAAUCUUCGUCAUUACUUGCAGUCAGAAUUUAGUAUUCCUAGGUUCUUUGUACAUUUUGAUAGGAUGCUUGAUAAUAAGAGAGAUGCUGAAGAAGAAGAGGAGUACAUAGCACUUUCUACGUUUGCUGAUUGUCGCUUUUCAAGCAGUGCUAUUGUCAAGCAAGUUGCUGAUCUAUAUACCCCAAAAAUAUUCCAGCUUUUUCUCGGGCAGUACAAAGAAUCUCUUUCAUACAAUGUUUUCCCUAAUACAGAGUUAGCUCAAGAAGGGAAUGUAAAGAUCUUUGAUGUCUUUACAUUGUUAGCAGACUUUUCAAGGUUUGACAGCAGACUGCUCAUAGUUGAUUUUGAUAAUGGUGAAAUUAAGUGUACUUGUCGCAAGUGGGAGUCAAGUGGUUUGUUGUGUAAGCAUCAAUUGAGGGGAUAUGAUUUGUUGUGGUCUACAACUUGCAAUGUGAAGUUUCAUCACAUCCCUUCUAGUUUGAUUUUGAAGCGAUGGACAAGGACAGCAAAAACUGGUGGGAAUUUUGGAUUUGCUGUUUCGUCUACUGAGGCUCCGUCAAAGUAUCGGUCUCGUCUGUUCAAUAUUUCAGCUGUUUCUGCUUCGCUUAUCAGUAGGGUUUGUUUGAAUGAUGAUUUGUAUAAAACAACCAUGGAUUUCAUGAGUGAUUUGAUCAAGAAGUGUGAAGCUUUACCAACUGUUGAAACAGCUGGUACGGGUGGAUCGACCAACUGUGAGAGUGAUGUUCCAGUUCGAAAUGUGAAGGGGUUUAAGCCUAAGAAGGAUUCAUUUAAGCCUUCGAAACGACCUAUUACAGAA